CACUUGCAGCAGCUCACAGUUGCAGAACAGCAGCCUCUCAGUGUACUUCUUUGUAGGAAAGAGAGCAAAGCUUUUGAACAAACUUUAUUUUCCUAAUAACAGCAAUUAUAAAUGUUAAAACAGAUGGGAAGAACAAGCCAAACUGUGCUAAUUAUUUUGUAUGUAUUAAUGACUGUUAAAGCUUUUGAAAUGGAAGUUAUCCCAGCUGGCAGAGUUGUUGCACGGAUUGGUGAAACACUGAGACUCACAUGCAAUACUACUGGUUGUGCAUUACCAAAGUUUUCAUGGAGAACCCAAAUGGACUACCCCCUUGGAGGAAAAGUGUACAACGACAAGACAUACUCUACCUUGACUAUGAAUCCAGUUAGUGCUGAAAAUUAUAACGAUUAUUUAUGUACUGUCAUCUGCAAUAAAGAGAAAAAAGAGAAGAGUGUCAAAGUUGAACUUUACUCUUUUCCCAGUGAUCCUGUCAUUGAGACCACUGCAUCUUUAGUUGUUGGAGAAACUGCCACUGUCAUCUGUGAAGUUCAUGAUGUGUUUCCUGCUGAUCACCUGGAACUACUCUUAAAGAAAGAGGAACAUAUUCUUCAUAGCAAAACUUUUGAAGGAGAUGUCAGUACAAAAACAGAAACCAAAACUGUGGCAUACUCAUUUAACCUCGCGACUGAAGACAAUGGUAAAGAGAUUACUUGUGUGGCCAGAUUACAAAUUGCUGGUAUGGACUUUGAGCCCAAAGAAAGGUCAACUUCUCUGAAACUGAAUGCAAACUUUGGUCCACAAAAUACUUUCAUUAAUGCAUCUCCAGGAAACUUAUCAAUGGAAGGACACUCUCUGAAACUUACUUGUGUGACUGAGAGUAAUCCACCAGCACAAGUAUUUUGGAGAAAAUAUCUGGAAAAGGAAACCGUUCAGCACUUCGUAGAAAACAAUGUUCUUUCUAUUCCUCAUGCCCAUUUCACUGACUCAGGACAGUACAUCUGUGAAGUAAUUAAUCCUGUAACUAAUAAAACUGAGAAAGCUUCUGUGAACAUUGUUAUACAAGCUCCACCAAAAAAUACAACACUAACAGUGUUCCCAUCGAGUUCAGUGAAAGAAGGAGAAAGUGUUACCAUCUCUUGCACAGCUACAGGUGUCCCAGCUGUUCAGAUUAUCCUAGAAAAGAAAACAGGUGAUGUGAUCACAACCCUUAAAACAGAAGAUGGCAAAUACACCAUAGACAAGGCUCAGCUAAAGGAUGCAGGAAAAUAUGAGUGCACAUUCACUAACAAAUUUGGAAAUCAUUCUCUAGAUGUAGAACUUGAUGUCAAAGUUCCUCCUCAGAAUAUUACUGUGUUAGUUUAUCCAUCGGAAAAUGUUAAAGAAGGAGAAAAUAUCACUAUUGUGUGCAGCACAUACAGUAACCCACCAUCACAGAUGAUCCUGAAAAAGGUUAAUCAAGAGAAAGAAAUAAUUCUACCUGUAGUCAAUGGAACCUUUACGCUCUACAAUGUCACCAAAAAUGAUACAGGCAGAUAUUUGCUUGAUGUUUUCAAUGAGGUUGGAAACAACAUCAAAGUGAUAGAGAUAGCUGUUGUAGGGAAAUUGGAAAAGCCAGAUCAAAUAAUGCCCCUGAUUAUUGCAUUCUCCUGUGUAACAGCAGUAGCUAUACCUGUGGUUGCAAUUUUGAUCUACGUGUCAAGAAAAGCAAAGAUAAAUGGAUCCUACAGUCUUGUUAAAGCAUUGAGGCUGAAAGUGUGAUUGUGUGAAUAUGAAUCUGAAUAGUUCAUAAUAAGCAAUGUUAUUUAUUGUUGUGACUCUUUCUAUACCUAUUCCAAAACAUGGUAACAAACAAGUGAUUUGAGAACAGUACCAUGAAAUAGCAAAUGAAAUUUUGGGGGGCUUUAAGAGGUAUUUCAGAAUUUAAAUUAAAGGGAAGGUUAGCAUCCUUUUUUAGGAGUAGGUAUAGCACUUCUGUAUUGGAGCAUGCUAAACCUAGAGUUCCUUGGAGAACUAGGUUUGUACAUAGUGUAUAAAUUGUUACAAAUAUGUUUAACUGAAUAUCAGUUUGUAAAAUUGCAGUCUCUGCAGCUGUACAUAGACAUGUUGUUAAUUCAAUAAUAUAAAUAAGCAUUAUUUGAACUUACUGAUUAAUAAUAUUUUAUUUUGUAUUAUUCUUAAGAUUGAAUGUUUUUAAUACAGUCUUUUUGCUUGUGGCAAUGUUUGGAAAAUGUUCUCUUUUCACUUAUUUUGCUGUAAACUGUGUACCUUCAAAGAAAUUACACAAUCACUCGGUUAUACACAUCUGAUUAUUUUAAAUUAAUUUAAUAUCUCAAGACUCAUUUGUGAAGCAUUGUAUUUUAGUUAGUGAAACAUUAUUAUAAAUAUUACAGAGGAAGGGGCUGGGAUUAUAAGAUAGAUAGUUUUAGGGCAGCUGAAGCAUUUUUAUGGGAAUUUGUCAUUCACAAAUCAGUGACAAGAUUCUGAUGUUUCAUAAUGAACAAAUUAGACCCUUUAUUUAGAAUAUAAGCUGCCAGUAAGUAUGCUUUAGAGAUUUCCACUACAAAAUACUACCAGUGUGUUUCUUUUAAAUCCCCAUAGUGAUUCUUGCUUAAUAUGUUGUCACAAUACUUGCUUUCAUACUUUCAUACCCAGAAAUCACCUGCUGUGAUUUUGUUAGUUGAAAAUGUAGUUACUUUUUACCUGUGGACUUCCUCUGAUAUGUGUAAACUUAGAGAUCUUGGCGUAGUUUAGUGUUACUAAAGAGAAAUCUUGUGUAGUUCUUAUGCACAUUUCUGUAGAAGGAGUUACUGAAAGCUUACUAUCCUUAGCUUACUAUCCUAGCAAGUUCUAUAAUCAUGGGAAGCUCUCUUGGGAAAGGCACAAGCAAAGCAGGCAGUUACCUAAGCAGAGAGAAUCUAUACAACCUAGCCAUGGUGGUGGUUGUUUUCUGAAGUAAUGUCUUUCUCAGGCUGCUGUGGAAAACCAAAUCACUUGCCUGACAAUCAGUGCCAGUAUGCUUUACCCUCAUUAGUACCUCUUUUCAUCACAUUCUCUUUCCAGUGCUGGGAAAAUGCCUAUGAAAAUAGUAGGUCUUGUGUGCAGAGGCAAAGAUGAGAGGGAAUGAGAAGUGGAAUUUAAUGUUAUUCUCCACUACAUCCUUGCCAGCAGUGCUGCUUUGACUCGUGUGGUUAGUGAUGUUCACUGAAGAUAAGGCUCUACAAGGUACAGAGCAGUAUUAAGUGAUCAGGCAUUGAGGUGUUGGAGUACAUUUACCCCCAGCUGCCCUGAACCACUGUGUUAGGCACAAGAAUGGGGUGCUGGUUGCUCCAAACUUGCAUGAAAAUGCAAGAUCAGAAAUAUGUAUGAAAGGAAUUUCUCUGUUUUUUUUUUAUUUACUAUCUACAAAUGAUAGCACCUGCCCCCAACAGCAAAACAAACAGAUGCCUUUUGAUAGCUAGCUGCAGGAUUAGGUGGGGUACUGAUCUCUGUGUCUUCUUCAUAGCAUGUUCAGAAGUGCUUUGUGAACAGUAAAUGGUUUCAUGCAGGGUCCUGUGCUUGUCUACAGUUGGAAUGGGAGCUUUGGAAAGUGGGAGUGUAGUAGAAGAAGAGAAAUGUGGACUUGGCUUGAAGGAAUAUGAGCUUGAAGUAGGAGGGUGAAGAAAAGAUUGAAGACAGAGGAGGAGGAGAGCUUUGAUGGGCUCAUGACAUAAAUUUCUUGGAGUGCAGUGCCUCUGCCCUGGCAAAAAGGCAUAAACAACAGCUCCAGCCUAGCAAGUGCUUUCAGGAAGGGUCUCAGCUGCCUGGAAAUCUAGGUAAGAGCCUCUGCCAUAGGGCUUGCAUUUAUGACUGACAGAAUAAUCUGUAGAACAGAGGACUGUGAAGUUCACUCAGGUUUUCCCUGCACAGUUACUUCAUAGCUUGUAGAGUUGUCUUUUACCCUAUCAUCCCAUGCUCAAGCAUACCAGCUGUCCAUGUGUUUAUUCCAGCAAUACUUUGGGGAAAUGCUAAAUGUUAAAGGUAAAAUGAGUCUAGAUAUUUAAAAGUGAUUACAAAAUCUGAUUCCCUAUAGCCAGUUUGAGACAUGCUCCUUUUAAAAUGUAAAGUUCAAAUAGAAAAAGGUAACUUUUUAAACACUUCUGGGGAAAGCUUUCAAAUGAUUUUGUAGAUAUGCUGAAGGGAAUGUUUAAUUUCUCCCAUGACAGAGGUUUUAGUUCAAUUUGUCUUCCUUUUGUGCCCUUCUCCCCACAAGACAAUUGUAUCAUGUAAUCAAACUCUCGCUUAUCUCUUUGAUAAACUAAACAAAUUGAGCUCUGUUAGCCUACAUUUCUUUAUAAACUUAUUUCUAUGCAUAAUAUAAUUUCUGUGCAUAAAUAAUCCUCACGGUCUUUUCUAAAUCUGCUCUAUUACUUCAACAUACCAAUUAACACAUUAGCAAAACAGCAGUAUAUGAUCUUGAACACUCCUCCAUUUUUUUAGAUUGUAGUAUUUUUCUAUUGUUCUUCCAUAAUUGUUAAGGGCUUACAGUGGUGGAGACUUUAUUAGUAUAUUAGUUGUAACUUUUUUAGUUUAUUAGUUUUAACUGUGAUUAACUCUGUGACAUGGCUACCAGUUAAGCCACAAAGCUCUUUGCUGUAGCUAGUAAAACUUAGUAAAUUGAACUAGCUUUUUACAUUCUCUUGCCCUUGGUGCAUGUGGGGAAGAAAAGGAAAAAAAAAAAAAGCAAACCAUAGCACUGGAUAUGUUAGCACUAUUUCUAACGUGCAGCUGAAAAGAAAACUUCAGGAAAUGGGCUUGAGGUAUACAGGCAUCAUAUCUUGAUCUCUAGUGUAUGGGCUUACCCCCCACAAAUAAUAGAUUUCUUGCUUCAAUAUCAGAAAUAAAAAUAAAAUGGAAAUAAGACUGCCUACAUUUUUUAAACUGACAAUAAAUAUAGAAAAAUAUAGUAAAAUUUAGGAUUGUAUUUUUCCCUCUAUUUAUCCAAGUGCUGUAGCACUAAAGUGAGUAAAACGGGAUAAUUCUUCCCAGUUGAAUGAUUCAUUUAAGCACUAUAGACAUAGUGCCUAAAAAGCAUAUAGACGUAAACAUUUGAGGGAGAUAAUUUUAGUUUUUGUAGAUAAACUGUAUGAAAAAGGGGAAGAAAAAAAUCCUUCUCAUAUACAACAAUACUGGCACCGCACUGUUGUUGUCUUUUGUUCUAGUUUGUAAUCAGAAUGGCAUUCAUGCUGAUAAAUGAACAGGGAUGGAGCAGAUUAAAGAACAUUGUUUCUUUUGAGAAAUUGUGAUGGUGUUGGCAUAAACCACUCUUCCCAGGUUGUCUAAAUUUAAGUAAAAAGCAAGAACAUGGGAAAACAGUUCUCUUCGUACUUUGUCUACCAGCCAAAAAAGUAGUAUAGCUGUAGAAGAAGCUAAAGAAAUGUAUAGGAUAUAAGAGAAUUUAUUUCCGUAUCUAAAGGUUGUUGUUGGUGGUGGUGGUAGCUUUUUGUUUGUUUUGUUGUUGUUGUUAGCGAAGUCCUCUUGUUCCAGAGACAAGUCAAUUGGAUUGUGAUCUAAUGGAUUAUCCAUCUGCUCAGUCUUGGGCAUGAUUGAAUUGUGAAGUGAAUGCAAGUACUAGCUGAGACUGAUGCUGGCUCAUCCCCAAGCUUUCUGCUAUUUUCUAUGAAUGUAUGCAAUUUAGAACCAGACCCAGGAAAGGAGGCAACAGAGCAAUUCCAGAAAGAGACAGUCAAAGGGAAACUACAUAAACUAUGACAUGAAGUCUAAAAGCAACCAUACUAGGUCAGGCCAAGAUAUUUUAACCAGAAGUGGGCAGAAGUUAAUGCCUAAAAUUGCUAUGGAAACAUGAAGUGUACAGUAACAUCUUCUCCAAAUGCACUCCCCACUUCCAGCUCUUUUGAAACUUGGCCUUUUUGAGUUUGCUUCUCUGCAUUCAGUAAUUUGCAGUGGAUUUUUUUUUCAUUUUGUUUGUUUUGCCUCUUGAUAUUAUGAAAAUUCACAACAUUCACGGCAUCCUUGUUUGCAGGGCAGUAAAACACCACUUUGCAGGGUUCAAUAUCCUGCACGGAUUAUGUCUGGGAGUUUGGAGCUUCUGUUUUAUAUUUUGGUUUGUCAUCUUUUCAAAAUGGAGGAAACCUAGAGAAAGUUUGUGCAAUCUUUCAACACUAAACUAUCUAGAUUUCUAGAUAAUGUCAUGGACUUAAGAGAAUGUAACAUGAGGAACUCUACACAGUAUUGCUGCAAGCUGUCAACAGCAGGAGGGAGGGAUUUGACAGUGAUCCCACAAAGUAUAAGUGGAGGGCUGAAUCUGCAAUAUCUAUUAGGGAGUAGUUGUCCGUGCAGUCUGCAUUGCCAAUUACUGUAGUUAAUGUAGUACAAAUGAGUAAUCAGAGUUACUUUCACAUUUGAAGAAUUCUCACUUAGAUGUUUAACAUUCAAAUUGUUUUUUUAAAGCAAAUGUAAGCAUAUUGGAUAAUUACUUUCAAAAAUAAGGUAGCAUUUUGUAUGAUGUAUCAAAAUGGGUACAUGAAACAAUAAACCAACAGCAUGCAGCAAAGAUGAAACGAGCUCCUUUUGUUGGUGCCUGUUAAGAGCGUGUGAUCAGAGCUCCAGUCUGUGACACUUGAAAAGAAAAGGUGUCAAUUCUGAAUCACAAAAUUAACAUCCCUGCCUGUAGUUAAAUGAUGAAUAACUCUUUUUAGUUGUAUCUUUCUUGCAGUUAAAACUGUCAAGCACAGAAAUCUGGGAAGUGUGUGAUUUGAGUGUCUUUUAAAAAGAUCCAUCCUUAAGUUCCAAUUUUCUCCUGGAAAGAGACAGAAAUCUGCAGUCUAGAGAAAUGGAAUGUAGUGCUGUGCACCUUAAAUUUCAUAUAAUAUGUUAUUGAUGCAAUUCUUGGUAAUUUUCUAGAAAUUAUGCUGUAGGAUUUACUAACUUUAAAGAGGUCACAAUUAGACUGAAUUAAAAUCAUUGAUCUUUUGGAGAAUAUACUGACUAAAGGUUUAAAAGCCAAAGUAUGAGAAACUUUGUAGCUAGAGUUGGCCUACUUUUGCAUGUCAUUUAAUCUAUUUUGCAAGUUGGAGUUUGUAAUCUACUGGUAUGUUUAUGCCUCCGUCAGACAGUUAAAAAACACGUCUUGGAAAGGCAAA
This is a messenger RNA of Phasianus colchicus (ring-necked pheasant), 7118 nucleotides long. It is a transcript of the gene VCAM1, whose product is annotated as vascular cell adhesion molecule 1. Gene Ontology annotation, cellular component: plasma membrane. The record is from RefSeq and is a predicted model, not a curated record. NCBI's taxonomy places the organism in Eukaryota, Metazoa, Chordata, Aves, Galliformes, Phasianidae. Gene Ontology annotation, molecular function: integrin binding. Gene Ontology annotation, biological process: cell-cell adhesion.